This is a messenger RNA of Lactuca sativa (garden lettuce), 2424 nucleotides long. Lineage: Eukaryota; Viridiplantae; Streptophyta; Magnoliopsida; Asterales; Asteraceae. The record is from RefSeq and is a predicted model, not a curated record.
AUGGCUAUUCAGGAAGGAUUAAACCUAAUUAAAUGUGGGAAAAGUCCACCACGUGAAACAGAAAAACCCUCCAAUAGGUCGACUUGCAGUUUGUGGUUCUUUAUCAUUCGACUUGCAUUCUGUGCUUCUUCAUCACAGUGGACUAAUAAAGUCCGUCUUUUUCUUCACAGGCAAGUCAUAUCGAAAUACAAGCUUAAACUGAAAUAUGGAGGCUUCUUUCGGUUAGCUAGGAACUCAUGUAGGCAAGUAUAUUGUUUUGGAUCUACAAAAUCUCUCUAUAUAGACACAUGUUCGUACGGCUUAAAUCAUCUACUUGAAGAGGUGAAAAAACAUUAUCCAUCACAAAGCGAUAUUGUUUUGUCAAUAGUAUUUGUUGACAAACAUGCAAAAGAGCAAUGCUUUAUUGAACUUGAUAAUGAUGAGAGGUUCAUGGUGAUGCUUAGCAUGUAUAAUGAGGAGAAAGAAGUAACAAUUUAUGUGACAACCGAAAAAUUAAGGUAUAACUGUAAAUUGUUUAGUUGUCAAGAUCAAGUUAUUGAUGAAUCUGAUGAUGAAAAUGAGACAGACUCAAUUUGCCUAAGUCAAGAAAGUUAUCAUAGUCUUCAUAGUUCUGAUAAUGAAUAUGAGCUUCUAAAUUAUGGUGAAACUUAUGCAUAUAGUAAGAUAAAUCCAUUUAUGAAAGUGAAUUCUAAAUUCCCAAGUGCAGUUUCUUUUAGAAGAGCAUUAAACCAUUAUGCACUAACAAAUGAAUUUGAGUAUGUCAUUGAGAAAAGUGAUUUGACAAGACUUACAGCAUGUUGUGACGAUAAAAAGUGCAAAUGGAGAAUUCAUGCUUCUCUUACACAAGAUGGGGUUACGUUUGAAGUUAAGAAAUUUGUAGAUACUCAUUCUUGUACUCGAAGCAACAAGUGUGGUAACAAACAUGCCACUCAAGGGUGGAUUGCUGAUGUUGUAACCGACAAGUUGAAAUCUGAAGGCGAUGUCUCUCCUGCCGACCUGAAAAAGUGGCUUAUGCAUAGCUACAAUGUUGAAGUACCAUAUAUGAGAGUCUUUAGAGGAAGGGAGCAAGCUUAUACCGAUAUGUAUGGCAAGUGGGAUGACUCUUAUCUAAAUAUAUAUGAUUUCAAACAGGAAAUUGAAAAGAGAAACCCAGGAAGUAUCGUGGAGAUUGAUUUACAGACAGUGGGUGACAAAAAACAUUUCCUACGCUUUUUUAUAUCUUUAACAGCAUGUUACAAGGGUUUUCUUGCUGGUUGUCGUCCUUACAUUGGGCUUGAUGCUUGUCAUUUGAAAGGGAAAUUUAAUGGUGUGUUAGCCGCUGCCACAAGUAUAGAUGGUAACAAUGGUAUGUUUCCAGUAGCCUAUGGUGUGCUUGAGUCGGAGAAUACAAAAUCAUGGACUUGGUUUCUCAAGUCACUAGAAAAAGCGAUUGGUACACCUAAUGGUCUUGUUAUCUCCUCUGACAUGCAAAAAGGGUUAGAAGUAGCUAUUACACAGGUUUAUCCUGAUAUCGAGCAUCGAGAAUGCUUAAGACAUUUAUGUAGCAACUUCAAGAAACAUUAUCGAGGUGACUUUUUCAUGAGCAAGCUAUGGGAGGCUGCAAAUACCUACUCUGUUAGUAAGCAUGACAGAUUGUUAAAUGAAAUUGCUACUGUAAGUAAAGAUGCAAUUUUAUAUUUGAAUGAGAACCAUAAAAAGAUAUGGAGUAGAAGUAAGUUUGGCACACUUGUCAAGUGUGAUUACAUCACCAACAAUAUUUCAGAAACUUUUAACUCUUGGGUAGGUGACAUACGUUAUAAACCAGUGCUUGAUCUCCUUGAUGCAAUUAGGGAAAAGCUUAUGGAACGAUUUGACAAGAAAAGGAGUAAGGUGAAAAAAUGGAAAGGACCACUAGUUCCAAAAGCAAAGAACUAUCUCAAAACAAUCACUAAGAACUUGGGUGAAUUUCAAGUUUGUAGAAGCAGUGAUAAUAAAGCAGAAGUGAACUACAAAGGAAGUCGGUGGGAUGUUAUAUUGGAUGAGAAAAAAUGUAGUUGUAAAAAAUGGCAAGUUACAGGCCUUCCGUGUGUACAUGCAGCUGCUUUUAUUGCUUUCACAAGGGAGCCUAGUUGGGACAAAUAUGUUGAUACAUAUUUCACAGUCGACAAAUUUAAAGAAGCAUAUGCUUUAGAAAUUGGUCCGAUGCCCGGAAAAGAUCAAUGGGUGCAUAUAGAGACAGUCGAUAAGAUAUACCCACCUAUUAUAAAACGGCCGCCUGGACGACCUAAAAAGAAUAGAAUUGUACCACGUGACGAGCCCAAGAAACGACACAGAUGUCCACGUUGUGGUAUGUAUGGACACCAUCAAAGGACUUGCAAAAAUCCCGCCCAUCAAGGUUUUGAUGAAACAUCCACUAGCAAGAAGAAAGAACACAAAAGAUCAUGA